AUGAAGGUGUGGGGAUACUCAGAUGAUGAGGAGAGUGAAGAACUGGACGAUGAUGAAGAUGAAGAUCAGGAUGAGUAUGAAGAUCAAGACACAGAUGAAGACUGGCACCCAGAUGAAGACCAGGACCCAGAUGAAGACAAAGAUCAGGACCUAGACUGGGCUGAAGGUGAGAAUGAAGACCAGGCCAAAGACGAGGAUGGAGAGCAGGACGAGGCCCAAGAUAAGGAUGAGGGCCAGCAUAAUAACCUGGACCUGGAGACCCAGCAUGAAGAUCAAGAUGAGCACAUUGACCACCAGUCUGUGGGCAAGGACGAGGACAACAUUGACCAGCGAGCAAAUACAGCAUACAAGCUAUUUAAUGUUCCUCCUCACCUUGUUAAACUAGCAAACAAGAUAUCUGCUGACUCCGACAAAGAAGUUUACCCACCUCUGAAGAAAAAGGCCUCUCAAUUGGGGAAGCAGAAGAUGGUCAUAGAGUCAGACAAAGAUGUUGAAUGCCCACCUCUGAAGAAAAAGGCUCCUUGA
This is a messenger RNA of Suillus fuscotomentosus, 525 nucleotides long. RefSeq lists its product as uncharacterized. The coding region runs from base 1 to 525 and encodes 174 amino acids. The record is from RefSeq and is a predicted model, not a curated record. The transcript is spliced from 2 exons. NCBI's taxonomy places the organism in Eukaryota, Fungi, Basidiomycota, Agaricomycetes, Boletales, Suillaceae.